UUGUAAAUUACUUCACCAGUCAGUGGAACCAAUGGUUGUUUUCAAUAGCAUUGGAAUCUCCUCAAAAUCGAGCUGCCACACUCUCACCCUUCUCUGUCUCCUCUUCGCUUCGGAACUUCCGAAGAUUUGAUUUUUACUCACUCCACACAGAAAAACCAAUAAACAAAUUAAAAAGAUUUCGAAAAGACCCCAUUCUCGUAAUCACUCGGAGAAUCUUGUCUCGCCAAAUUCAUCCGUUUGAUUCAAUCUCUGUCACCUGUGGCAUUACUCUAAAUUCGAGCUGAGAGAGACAGAGAGAUAGAGAGAGAUCCUUGAUUCGCUGUAAUCCGAAAUUUGAAACAAUCUUUGUCUCUUUCUCUUUCUUCGGCUCCUCUAUCAAAUGGCGAAUGCAUCUGGGUUCUUCACUCAUCCUUCGAUUUCUUCCAUGCGAAGCAGAACCCACCUCCCGAUUAGAGUUUCUGGAUCUGGGUUUUGCGUCUCGAAAGGAUUCUCUAAAAGGGUUUUUUGCUCCAGCGUCAGCUCCAUCGAUAAGGAUGCUUCGCCAUCUCCUUCUGAAUAUCGACGACCCAGGCUAGUGCCGACUGGGUGCAAAUUGAUUGGAUCUGGUUCAGCAGUCCCAAGUCUUCUGAUUUCUAAUGAUGAUCUCGCCAAAAUAGUCGAUACUAAUGAUGAAUGGAUAGCUACUCGCACGGGUAUACGAAACCGUCGAGUUGUAUCAGGCAAAGAUAGCUUGAUUGGCUUAGCAGUAGAAGCAGCAACCAAAGCCCUUGAAAUGGCAGAGGUUGCUCCUGAGGAUAUUGACUUAGUCUUGAUGUGCACUUCCACUCCUGAUGAUCUAUUUGGUGCUGCUCCACAGAUUCAAAAGGCACUUGGUUGCACAAAGAACCCGUUGGCUUAUGAUAUCACAGCCGCUUGUAGUGGAUUUGUUUUGGGUCUAGUCUCUGCUGCUUGUCAUAUAAGGGGAGGCGGUUUUAAGAAUGUUUUAGUGAUUGGAGCUGAUUCUUUGUCUCGGUUCGUUGAUUGGACGGAUAGAGGAACUUGCAUUCUCUUUGGGGAUGCUGCUGGUGCUGUGGUUGUUCAGGCUUGUGAUGUUGAGGAUGAUGGGUUGUUUAGUUUCGAUGUGCACAGCGAUGGAGAUGGUCGUAGACAUUUGAAUGCUUCUAUUAAAGAAUCCCAAACUGAUGGCUCCAACGGCUCUGUAUUCGGAGACUUCCCUCCGAAACAGUCUUCGUAUUCUUGCAUUCAGAUGAAUGGCAAAGAAGUUUUUCGCUUUGCUGUCAAAUGCGUUCCCCAAUCUAUUGAGUCUGCUCUACAAAAAGCUGGUCUUCCUGCUUCUUCCAUUGAUUGGCUCCUCCUCCAUCAGGCGAACCAGAGAAUAAUAGACUCUGUAGCUACAAGACUAAAGUUUCCACAGGAAAGAGUGAUUUCGAACUUGGCUAAUUACGGUAACACAAGCGCUGCUUCGAUUCCUCUAGCUCUUGAUGAGGCGGUGAGAAGCGGGAAAGUUAAACCGGGACAUACCAUAGCCACUUCCGGUUUCGGAGCCGGUUUAACUUGGGGUUCGGCAAUUAUCAGGUGGAGAUGAAUGGCUACGUUCGACAUGUAAACACUUCAGAGCCCAAAGUUUUUUUUUCUCUCUUCCACAGAGUAGAGGAAGCACCUGGAAUUUGGUUUAACCGGGCUGGUUUAGUCCGGUUAAAUUAGAAGUAAAGCGCAUUUUGUUUGAUUUCGUUAUUUUUUAUUUCACUGUUUUUUGGAGGUUCCAUUGUUGUUACUUGUUAGUAGUUUUAUCUUGAAUGCUAAUAAUUUGAAAGAAAAAAAAAAAGAGCGUUCGUCCAUCAUUUCUCGUUUGUAGGUGUUGUCUUAAUCCUUUUUUUUCUGUUCUUGAAAACACUUUUUUUAGUGAUAAAAUUAAGAUUCGUUCAAAUCA
Messenger RNA from Thlaspi arvense, 1930 nucleotides. Lineage: Eukaryota; Viridiplantae; Streptophyta; Magnoliopsida; Brassicales; Brassicaceae. The record is from the annotation of a GenBank genome assembly.